Messenger RNA from Styela clava, 4193 nucleotides. The record is from RefSeq and is a predicted model, not a curated record. Lineage: Eukaryota; Metazoa; Chordata; Ascidiacea; Stolidobranchia; Styelidae.
UAUAUUCAAUGUUUUAUACAGAUAUUAUUACUGUGUAUAAUGCGUGAAUGGUAAACUAAACAAAUUAAAAGUAUCCCAUUUAUUAGAGGUUUUGUGAUAUCUGUUUUAUUAGGAGUUUGCUGAAAAGGAAAUGGCCAUGGGUGACCCAGGCAAUACUGGAAUGCAAGCUCUUAUUCCACUUGUGAAUAAAUUACAGGAUGCAUUUGCUCACACAGGCUCAAGCUUGAAUAUCGAUCUUCCACAAAUUGCUGUCGUUGGUGGUCAGAGUGCUGGGAAAAGUAGUGUUUUGGAAAAUUUUGUUGGAAAAGAUUUUCUUCCUCGUGGAUCUGGAAUUGUUACUAGACGUCCACUCGUUCUUCAAUUAAUUACUUCAAGAACAGGAGAAUGGGGUGAAUUUUUACAUUGCAAAGGAAAAAAGUUUACCGACUUUAACGCAAUAAGAAAGGAAAUUGAGGAUGAAACUGACAGAAUGACUGGAAAAAAUAAAGGAAUCAGUCCCAUUCCCAUCAAUCUGAGAGUUCAUUCACCUAGAGUGUUGAAUCUCACAUUGGUUGAUUUACCUGGAAUGACAAAAGUACCUGUUGGAGAUCAGCCUGCAGAUAUUGAAACACAAAUCAGAGAAAUGAUAACACAGUUUGUUGUUAAAGAAAACUGUCUAAUUCUUGCAGUCUCACCUGCUAAUGCUGAUCUUGCAAAUUCUGAUGCUUUGAAAAUCGCAAAAGAAUUUGACCCUCAAGGAACUAGAACAAUCGGUGUCAUCACGAAACUUGACCUAAUGGACGAGGGAACAGAUGCUAAAGAUAUUCUGGAGAAUAGGUUACUACCACUUCGAAGAGGUUACGUUGGUGUUGUGAACAGAAGUCAGAAAGACAUCGAUGGAAACAAAGAUAUAAAAGCUGCACUUGCUGCCGAAAGAAGAUUUUUUCUGAGUCAUCCUUCAUACAGACAUAUGGCUGAUAGAAUGGGAACUCCCUAUUUACAGAAGGUUUUAAAUCAGCAACUGACCAACCACAUCAAAGAUACUUUACCAGAACUCAGAAAUAAACUUCAAAAACAAAUGUUAGAUAUUGAAAAAGAAGUGGAAGAGUAUAAAAACUUUCAACCAGAUGAUCCUUCACGAAAAACCAAAGCAAUGUUACAAAUGGUUCAACAAUUCAGUUCACAAUUUGAAGAAAGAAUUGAGGGUAGCGGUAGUCAAAUUGAUAUGAAAGAAUUAUCAGGAGGAGCAAAAAUCAAUCGUGUGUUCCAUGAAAGAUUUCCAUACGAACUUGUCAAGAUGGAGUGUGAUGAAACAACACUAAGAAAAGAGAUAGCUUACGCCAUUCGAAAUAUUUACGGUAUCCGGUCUGGUUUGUUCACACCUGACAUGGCAUUCGAAGCAAUUGUGAAAAGACAGAUCGAGAAACUGAAAGCUCCCUCAUUGAAAUGUGUGGAUCUCGUUACAACUGAAUUGAUAAAUGUUGUCAGACAGUGUAGUGAAAAGAUGGGAAGAUAUCCUGUUCUCAGAGAAGAAACUGACAGAAUUGUGAGCACUCAUGUAAGAGAAAGAGAAGCAAAAUCAAAAGACCAGGUUUCAAUGCUCAUCAAUUGUGAAUUAUCAUACAUAAACACUAACCAUGAGGAUUUUAUUGGAUUUGCCAAUGCUUCUCAACGCGGAGUUGACAGAGGAACAAAGCAGAAAAGUGUUGGGAAUCAGGUUGUUAGAAAAGGAUGGUUGAGCUUACAUAAUGUCAGCUUCAUGAAGGGAGGUUCCAAAGAUUUUUGGUUUGUUCUGACGGCUGAAUCUGUCUCCUGGUACAAGGAUGAAGAGGAAAAAGACAAAAAAUACAUGUUACCACUUGAUAACAUCAAACUUCGUGAUUUGGAAAAAGGCUUCAUGUCAAGUAAACAUGGAUUUGCUUUGUUCAACACUGAAUCAAGAAAUGUUUACAGAGAUCAUAGACAGCUAGAAUUAUCGGCUGAAAAUCAAGAGGAAGUCGACAGUUGGAAAGCUUCAUUUCUGAGAGCUGGAGUUUAUCCUGAGCGAGUUACAGAAAAGAAAGAGGGUGCUAAAAAGGACGGAUCUGAGGAGGAAGUAGUUCAAGAAUUGUCAUCAUCUGUGGAUCCUCAAUUGGAAAGAAAGGUUGAAACUAUUCGAAACCUUGUCGACAGCUACAUGGCUAUCGUUAGUAAAACCAUUCGUGAUCUGGUCCCUAAGAUCAUCAUGUCUAUUAUGAUAAAUCAGACAAAAGAGUUCAUUACUUCAGAAGUACUGGCCCAUCUCUAUCAGUCUGGUAACCAGAACACAAUGAUGGAAGAAUCUGCAGAGGAAAGUGAAAGGCGUGACACUAUGCUAAGAAUGUAUCAUAGCUUGAAAGAAGCGUUACAAAUCAUGGGAGAUAUAAAUAUGAAGACUGUAGCUACCUCGUUACCACCCCCAGUUGACAAUUCAUGGAUUCAUGAAGAGGCAGCAAAUGGAGGAACAAAUGGACCUAGUCACUCUACUAGACCAAGUGUCAGAGGACCAAGCCCAGUUAUGGGAAGACGCCCACCUCCUAGGCCGUCAAAUAGUCGAAUGGCACCAGGACCUCCUGGUCCAGGAGCUCUACCCUCAUAUAAUGCUCCACCUAUUCCAUCUCGGCCAGGAAGCGUUCGUCCGCCACCUUCUAUACCAAGGCGACCAGCACCUGGAUUGAAACCUCCCAAUCUGCCAGCACGUCCAGGAUAUUAGUUGUCAUCUCAAUGUGAUCAAAGAUAAUGGACAGAUCAUGAACCGUUUUAUCAAGUGUGAUAAAUCAAGUCAAGCAAUAGAGAAUGAUUUUCAUUGAUUCAUGUAGUUUGGAUGUUUUCUUUCUCUUUUCACUCGAUAAUUCACUUUAUUUCAAAUAUUAUAAGCUCAUAAUAGAAACAAAAAUUUCAGCAAAUAUCUGGCUGAAGGAUACCGCUGGUGGUGGUUAUGUUUGACUUGUUACUGAAUAUUUUUUAUCGUUGUCGAAUGUUUUUGGCACCGGAUAUUCUUUAGAAAAAUUUUCAAAAGAGCUUUGCCAAUAGCACUCGCUCCACUAUGAAACCAAAUACCAUAACUUAUAUGAUUAAAAGUAGAGUAAUCACUGAUAUGUUGAUAGUACAUAAUUGCGUAAUCCCAUUAAUAUUUAUCAUAUUCUAGUAAGUGUCGUUCCUAUACAUACAUGGAUCAUCACUCAGUUUUCAAGUGCAUGUGUAACAAAUGACAUAUUCGGUAUAUGGAAUUGUUAUUUAAUUUUAAGUAUGCAAAUUGUUAGUAUUAAUUCAGUUUUCUACAUGUAUAGUCAAUCCCACACAUUUAAAGGAAUUCCUAGCAAUGGAGGUUUUAUGAGGUGAUGGUUUUAAUCGAAACCUAAAUAAGUGGUUGUGUAAGUUAUGUUUUGUAGCAUCCAACCAAAGUAUCAAUUGAAAGUUACAAUUACAAAGUAUACUUUUCUCUACUUAAUCGAUUUUUUGUGAAUGAAUAAACUGUCUGAAUAAUAAUAAAGGCAACAUAACUUGGACCCAACUUGUAGAACAUCCGAAUUUAAUAAUUUUUUUGUGUGGAUUUUCAUUAUAACACAUUAAUCAAUGAACUCCCUGCAAUAUUCCCCUAUUAUUAUUAUGUUAUUAUUGUCCUUGUGAUUGUUUUUCGUAGUACAGUUAUGUAUAGCUAUGUGGCUCCGCUCUAUUUUUUAUUGGCGAAUAUUCUCCAGUAUAUGUUAUCAUUUGUAAAAUAGGGAUUGUGAUUCUCAUAUUUUCAAUAUGAAUAAUAUUUGAUUCUUGAAUUUGGAGAUAUGCGAAGUUUGUAUUUGUAUUGGAUUCUGAUGAGGAAAAUCAUUCUGAUGUGAUCAUAUAUGUGAACAUAAAAUUUUGGACAUCACACAUUCUGUAACUAACAUAUCGAUAAGCAGCUACUGUGCAAGAUACCAAGCUGAAUGUCUUUGUCAUUUCUCAUUACUGCUUAUGGUGUAUUUAACUAAGCACUUCAGCAAUGGUUGGGCAUCCAUUCGAUGUGGCCGUUGUUUAAAUACGCUUGAAUGUAUUUUGUGUAUUUAAUUUAUUAUUGCUUGUAUUCAAGACUGCUUUCUUAUAUUGUGCUGAAAUUUAGUUCACUUAUUCUGGUCAUGAGACUGUUUGCUAUGUGAAAGCAAUUUUUUUUUGCUGCACUAUAGAUAUCUUAUUCAAUACAUCCCAAAUUAUUUACAAUA